AUGGCACCUUCCUCCACCUUGUGGGCGUCGCAACGCAGCCAGACAGGGUCACAGCGGGUGGGGGACUACCUCCUGGGGCGCACCAUCGGCGAGGGCGCCGACUCCAGGGUGGUCUACGCCCAGCACGUGGACACGGGCCUCAAGGUGGCCAUCAAGGUGCUGGACAAGGAGGCGCUGCUGACGCGCGGCGGCGCUGCCCGCUUCCCGCGUGAGGUGGCCGCGCUGCGCCGCCUGCGCCACCCCCACGCCGUGACCCUGCUGGGCGUCCUUUCCUCCCCCUCCACGCUCUACAUGGUCAUGGAGCUGGUGGCGGGGGGCGACCUGUACGACCGCAUCGCGGGGGAGGGACCCCUGAAGGAGGCGGAGGCGCGGCGUCUCUUCUGCCAGCUGCUCAGCGCCCUGGGUGCCUGCCACGCGGCGGGCGUCUUCCACCGCGACAUCAAGCCCGAGAACGUGCUGCUGACGGAGGGCGGGGACGCCAAGCUGGCAGACUUUGGGCUGGGGUGUGUCGCCGGGGCGCAGGACCUCCUCAGGACGGCCUGCGGGACCAUGCAGUACACCGCCCCGGAGGUACUGCGGGACAAAGGGUACCACGGCGGGCCAUCGGACCUCUGGUCCCUUGCCAAUCAAGGCGUGGUGCUGUUCGUGAUGCUGACGGGGGAGCUGCCGUUCGACGCCGACACGCCCCUGGCUCUGAUGCAGUGCAUCGCGGCCGCCGACUACUCCCUGCCGCCGACGGUGAGCGCGGCGGCGGCGGCCACGCUGCGCGCCAUGCUGUGCCCCGACCCGGCGGCUCGGGCGGGGAUCGAAGAGGUGUGGGACAUGGACUGGGUCGCCGCAUGGCAGGGCGAUGCGCCAGGCGAGGCGGCGCGGGCGCGCUGGGGAGCCGACCUGUGUCCCGAGGCUCAGGCGGCCGAGGCCUUGCUGGAGCCGGGGUCUGACUCGGCGUCGGGCAUCGAGGAAGUGUCCGAGCCUGGCAGCCCCGUGAUGGGUGGCAGCCACCCCUUGCUGGCCGGGCCCUUCCAUAUGAAUGCCUUCCAGCUGCUGCGCGCCAACCUGGACAUCUCCGCCAUCUUCGAGGGCAGGCAGGACGUGGUCAAGCGCCGCACCCGCCUCACCUGCGGGCCUCACCUGGGGGGCAUCCUCCACCGCAUCCAAGCCGCCGUGGAGGGAGUGGGCGGCCAUGUGGCACGCCGUAGUCCCAACUGCCUCAGCAUGUCGGUGCCCAUCCCAGCUGGCAUCCUCACUGUGCGGUUAGAUGCCCACAUGCUGGUGCCGGGCAAACAUCUGCUGGACAUCUCCCGUGUCUCUGGGCCCGCCCCCGCCUUUUACAAAUGGCAAGCAGUGGGUUCGUCCCAGGCCCUGGCCGCCUUCAGGGUGAUCAACCAGGGGCUGGACCUGGGCUCCCUCUUUGCGCCCAGCACCCACUUCCACCUCUGCAUGUCGGUGCCCAUCCCAGCUGGCAUCCUCACCGUGCGGUUAGAUGCCCACAUGCUGGUGCCGGGCAAACAUCUGCUGGACAUCUCCCGUGUCUCUGGGCCCGCCCCCGCCUUUUACAAAUGGCAAGCAGUGGGUUCGUCCCAGGCCCUGGCCGCCUUCAGGGUGAUCAACCAGGGGCUGGACCUGGGCUCCCUCUUUGCGCCCAGCACCCACUUCCAGUUCACCAGCAGGGAGGGUGCCGACACCAUCCUGGAUAGCGUGCGCAGCGUGGCGAGCGACCUCGGCUGUGCCGUGCAUGGCGCACACGAUGACAGUCUCACGCUGGAGCGGAGGACGGGAGGGGCCAAUGAGGCGCCUCUCAGCCUGCGCUUCCAGGUCCUGGGGGUGCUUCCAGAUCUCCAGGUGUGCCAGGUCAGCAUGCUGGAGGGGGCUCCUACCGAGUUCCAGCACCUGCGGGCUGACCUAGUUUGCGGCCUGUCAGGCAUCAUGACGGCAUCUUCUGGGAAGAAGGGCCACCCGUGA
This is a messenger RNA of Auxenochlorella protothecoides, 1962 nucleotides long. Its product is annotated as CBL-interacting serine/threonine-protein kinase 23. Bases 1 to 1962 code for a protein of 653 amino acids. The transcript is spliced from 10 exons. Gene Ontology annotation, molecular function: protein serine/threonine kinase activity; ATP binding. The record is from RefSeq and is a predicted model, not a curated record. NCBI's taxonomy places the organism in Eukaryota, Viridiplantae, Chlorophyta, Trebouxiophyceae, Chlorellales, Chlorellaceae. Gene Ontology annotation, biological process: intracellular signal transduction; protein phosphorylation. Gene Ontology annotation, cellular component: cytoplasm.